CUCACCCAAAUUUUAGUCGAGGAUCGAGAUCGCACUGCGAGAUUUAGUCCGUCUGAGAGUCUUCGACUGAGAGAAAGAGAGGAGGAAGAAGAAGACGGAGCGAAAUGACGGUGUUUCACUUCUUCAACUGCGCCAUUCUGACGUUCGGCCCUCACGCCGUCUACUACUCCGCCACGCCGCUAUCGGAGUACGAUACGCUCGGUACUUCCGUCAAAGCAGCUUUGGUUUAUCUCGGAACAGCUUUGGUGAAGCUGGUUUGUUUGGCAACUUUUCUGAAGGUAUCUGACAAUGAGAGCUUCGAUCCGUAUCAGGAAUUGUUGAAAGCUUUAAUCGGUUUUAUAGACGUUGCUGGACUUUACUAUGCUUUGACUCAGCUGACCCACAGGAAUAUCUCUCAGAAUCAUAAAUUUCAAGCUGUGGGACUUGGAUGGGCUUUUGCUGAUUCUGUUCUCCAUAGAUUGGCACCGCUAUGGGUGGGUGCUAGAGGACUAGAAUUCACCUGGGAUUACAUUCUCCAAGGCCUUGAAGCAAAUGCCAAUCUGGUCUUGAGUAUAUCACUUGCUGCAUUUGGAUCUUUGAUGUGGCUUCGAAAAAACAAGCCUAAGAUUAUGAUUCCUUUAAUAUAUGUAUGUGCAGGAGUUGUGGCAACCAUGCCAUCUAUCACAAGCUAUCUGAGGCGAGGCCUGGGUUGGCAAUUUCCGGAUGUGGUAGUGUUUGAACUAGGUACCUCUCUAUUGAUGGCCCUCAUCAGUUGGCAGCUCUUUGCUUAUUGUCAGAGACCCUCUGCCCGAAACAACCAAUCAUAACCCCCCAACAUAUGACUACCAGUCAGAAAAGGUCUUCAGGAUUAGAAUAUCCUCUGUUCUCUGUUUCUUCGAAUGGUUACCCUUUGGUUUUAUUAUUUUAAAUCAUUGGUAUGUAGAGAUUAUUCUUUUAUCUAAUUUUGAUCAACAGACCUUUAAUGAUUUCGCAAUCUGAGAGCAUCAGCGUAUUUGUUGCAACUUUAUAUCAGUUUCUACUGGUGUACUCACCAGGAUUUUUGGGUUGAAGAUGGAGAUAAACGUACUUUUAUAUCGCA
This is a messenger RNA of Malus domestica (apple), 1078 nucleotides long. RefSeq lists its product as uncharacterized. Lineage: Eukaryota; Viridiplantae; Streptophyta; Magnoliopsida; Rosales; Rosaceae. The record is from RefSeq and is a predicted model, not a curated record.